AUGCCCCCCAAAAAGAAGGACGAUGGAGGGAAGAAGCCUGCUGGUGGCAAAGUCGCCGUGGACAAGACUUUUGGAAUGAAGAACAAGAAAGGAGGAGCAGCUCAGAGACAGAUCAAGCAGAUCGAGGCUUCUUCCAAAGCCGGCGGUACCGCUGACGAGAAGAGGAAGCAAGCUGAGAAAGAGGCACGCCUACGCGAAAAGAAGGCCGCCGAAGACGCCAAGCGCGAAGCCGAAGCUAUGCUUGCUAAGCCCGUCCAAGUCCAGAAGGUUCCGUUCGGCGUCGAUCCCAAGACCGUCGUCUGUAUAUUCUUCAAGAAGGGGAAUUGCGAGAAGGGAAAGAAGUGCAAGUUUUCCCACGACUUGUCGGUUGAGCGCAAGACCGAGAAGAUAAACCUCUACACCGAUGACAGAGCCGGAGAAGAGGAGAAGAAAAAGAAAGAGACAAACGACGACUGGGACGAGGAGAAGCUACGAAAGGUCGUACUAUCCAAGAAGGGCAACCAACAGACCGGCACCGACAAGGUCUGCAAGUUUUUCAUCGAAGCUAUCGAGGACGGCAAAUACGGUUGGUUCUGGGUGUGCCCAAACGGAGGUAACGACUGCAAAUACAAGCAUGCUCUUCCACCAGGCUUCGUCCUCAAGACCAAAGAGCAGCGUGCCGCCGAGAAAGCUCUUCUGGACAAGUCCCCGCUCAAGACUCUGACCCUGGAGGAUUUCCUAGAGUCGGAGAGACACAAGCUUACUGGCACACUUACGCCGGUGACUCCAGAGUCUUUCGCCAAAUGGAAGAAGGAUCGAAUGGACAAGAAGACUGCCGAAGAACAAGCCCGUCAACAGAAGGAACACACUGGCCGUGCGUUGUUCGAAAGUGGUGACUGGAGAUAUAAAGAGGACGAGUCCGAGGCUGAGGACGAUUACGACGGCGAUGACGGCGACGACGCCUGGAAUUUGGAGAAAAUGCGACGGGAAACUGAAGCGCUCCGAGAGAAGAAUGAGGCGGAACGGCUGGCCGCCGCGAACGGUACCGAAGGUGCUGGCGUCGGGGCAUGA
This is a messenger RNA of Anthostomella pinea, 1050 nucleotides long. The record is from the annotation of a GenBank genome assembly. Lineage: Eukaryota; Fungi; Ascomycota; Sordariomycetes; Xylariales; Xylariaceae.